CCGUAUAUAUAUAUAUAUAGAGAGAGAGAGAGAGAGAGAGAGAGCGUGUGUUCUUGUUUCCCCAAGCACCGCUUCGCUCAGAGAACGCCCACCGUCUGCGGUUUCGCUGCAGUGCAUUCUCCGACGAUGCAAGCCCUAGCCAUGUCCUACCGAUUCAAUCCGUCUGCACGCCGGCUGCAUCACUCACCGGCCACCGCCAUUUCCGUCCGAAGCUCUACCUCUGCCGCCUCUUUUCCUUUCGUCCGUUCUCUGCAAUGCUGCUAUCUCCAUUCUCCGUAUCUAGAUGAGUCCAAGUUUGCUGAGGCUUCCAGAAAGGGAAACUUAAUUCCGCUUCAAAAAUGCAUUUUCUCGGAUCACUUGACUCCGCUGCUCGCAUAUCGGUGCUUGGUCAAGGAAGACGAUCGAGAUGCCCCGAGCUUUCUUUUCGAAUCGGUGGAACCUGGUUUGGGUUCUUUGAGUGUCGGUCGUUACAGUGUGGUUGGAGCUCAGCCGGCUAUGGAGCUCGUCGCCAAAGAGAACAAAGUCACAAUCCUGGACCAUGAGAAAGGGUCCAUAACCGAUGAAGUUCUGGCAGAUCCGAUGGCGAUACCGAGAAGUAUUUCAGAGAGCUGGAAACCCCAAUUUAUUGAGGAACUUCCAGAUACAUUUUGUGGUGGAUGGGUUGGUUACUUCUCAUAUGACACAGUUCGCUAUGUAGAGAAAAAAAAGAUUCCAUUCUCAAAGGCACCAAAGGAUGACAGAAAUCUUCCAGAUAUUCAUAUAGGUCUCUACGAAGAUGUGAUUGUGUUUGAUCACAUAGAGAAGAAAGCGCAUGUGAUUCAUUGGGUAAGGUUGGAUCAAUACUCCUCCAUUGAGAAGGCAUAUGUUGAUGGAAUGAGACGCUUGGAAACAUUAGCCUCCAAAGUACUGGCCAUUGAUCCCCCAAGACUGUCUCCAGGCUCUGUGGAUUUACGCACACAUCAUUUUGGUACUAGUCUGACGAAGUCAAACAUGGGGAGUGAAGAAUACAAGAAUGCUGUACUGCAAGCAAAAGAGCACAUUCUUGCAGGGGAUAUUUUCCAGAUUGUAUUAAGUCAACGCUUUGAACGUCGAACAUUUGCUGACCCUUUUGAAGUCUACAGAGCUUUAAGAGUUGUGAAUCCAAGUCCAUAUAUGGCUUACUUGCAAGUUUGGUCUUCUUCGAAACUAUCUACAAUUUCCAGAAUUCCCAUUUAUUCCCCUUGUAACCCAAUUUAUGCAUUUAAUUAUUUUCCAUGUUUUCAGGUCAGAGGGUGUAUUCUGGUUGCUUCAAGCCCGGAAAUCCUUACACGUGUAACAAAGAAGAAUAUUGUCAAUCGACCACUGGCUGGAACCUGUAAACGAGGCAAAACACAAGCAGAAGAUGAGAUGCUUGAAGUGCAGCUGCUAAAUGAUGAAAAACAGUGUGCCGAACACAUCAUGCUUGUGGACCUGGGCAGAAAUGAUGUUGGAAAGGUUUCCAAAUGUGGUUCUGUGAAUGUGAAGAAGCUCAUGACUGUUGAACGAUACUCCCAUGUGAUGCAUAUCAGCUCUACGAUUACCGGGGAAUUACACAAUCAUUUGACUUGUUGGGAUGCCUUGUCUGCUGCAUUGCCUGUUGGAACAGUUAGCGGAGCACCAAAGGUGAAAGCCAUGGAGUUGAUAGAUCAACUGGAAGUAAAUAGGCGCGGCCCAUAUGGCGGUGGAUUUGGCAGCAUUUCCUUCACCGGCGACAUGGACAUUGCAUUGGUUCUGAGGACCAUAGUAUUCCCGACCGGAGCCCGUUAUGACACAAUCUACUCGUACAAGGAUGAGGGUAAACGGCACGAGUGGGUGGCUCACCUUCAAGCUGGUGCAGGAAUCGUGGCUGACAGCAUCCCGGACGAUGAGCAAAGCGAGUGUGAGCACAAAGCUGCGGGCCUUGCUCGUGCCAUCGACUUAGCUGAGUCGGCAUUCGUCCACAAGUGAUGCUUCUACUUUUCAGAGACCAAAACAUUAGAAAGAUGCUAGCUUUUUUUUCUUUUCUUUUUUUUUUUAAAAAAAAAAAAAUCUAUACCUUGCUUGCUGUUGUAAAUAUGGGCUUUGUCUUAUUGUUCUGGAAUAUCUGUAACUGAAUAAAAGCAAAAAGGAGAAAUGAAGCAAAGAAAGAAAGAAUGGCAG
This is a messenger RNA of Diospyros lotus (date-plum), 2157 nucleotides long. RefSeq names its product anthranilate synthase alpha subunit 1, chloroplastic. Bases 127 to 1965 code for a protein of 612 amino acids. Gene Ontology annotation, biological process: L-tryptophan biosynthetic process. The record is from RefSeq and is a predicted model, not a curated record. NCBI's taxonomy places the organism in Eukaryota, Viridiplantae, Streptophyta, Magnoliopsida, Ericales, Ebenaceae. The transcript is spliced from 10 exons. Gene Ontology annotation, molecular function: anthranilate synthase activity.